Molecule: messenger RNA, 2215 nt
Organism: Syzygium oleosum
Lineage: Eukaryota; Viridiplantae; Streptophyta; Magnoliopsida; Myrtales; Myrtaceae
Product: protein AGENET DOMAIN (AGD)-CONTAINING P1
Exons: 3
Coding region: 117-1025 (302 amino acids)
Source: RefSeq, a predicted model, not a curated record
UAUGCUGACGCAUUUCCGAUAUUAUGAACUUUUGCUGUGCCUGGGCACUUCCCUCCACGAAAAUUUCGUUCUCCUCCAUUUUUUCUGGACACUGAGCCCAGAAGCAACCGACGACGAUGUCUCCCCGACCACGACGACAGGGACGACGACGACCGCCAGGAGAAGAAGAUGAAGGAGCACAACGACGACAACGGCAGCAACCCAAUUUCGAAGUGGGCGCGCUUGUCGAGGUCGCCUCCACCGACGACGGCUUCCGCGGCUCCUGGUACGCCGCCACCGUCGUCCGCCGCCCUUCGCGGCGGUCCUCCUCCUCCUCCUACGCGGUGGAGUUCCAGGAUAUCUACGAGGACGAGGAGGGCACGCGCCGGGUCACCGAGGAGGUGGAGGAGUCCCAGAUCAGACCGAUGCCUCCGGAGGAGCCGAGCGAGAAGCGGGACUUCGAGGUGGGUAACGAGGUCGAGGCCCGUCACAACGACGGGUGGUGGGAGGGCGUGGUGGUGGAGAGGCUGAGGGGCCGGAGGUUCGGGGUCCUGUUCAGGGAGUGGAGAGAGAGGGUGGUGUUCAAGGUCCAGGAUUUGAGGGUGAAUCGCAAGUGGGUUCAUGGGUCUUGGUUGCCUCCUUGUGCUGCUGCUGUUGAAGGUCGACAGCAGAAAGCACAAUCACAGAUGGAGACGAAGGUUGCCAAAAAGAUGAAAAGUUACGAAUUCACUAAGGGCACUCCAGUUGAGGUGAGCAGCGAUGAAGAUGGAUAUCGCGGUGCCUGGUUUGCAGGAGUGGUUGUUGAAGAGGUAUCCAAGGGAAAGUACCUUGUUGAGUUAAAGAACUUCAGGACGGAAGACGAUUCCGAGUUUUUGAAGGAAGAGGCCGAUGCUUUGCAUAUCCGGCCCUGUCCACCAGAAAUUGUAGUUGCUGACCAUUUCGAUUUGUUUGAUGAAGUAGAUGCUUUGUAUAAUGACAGCUGGUGGGUCGGUGUGGUCUCUAAGGUUCUCAGCAAAUCAAGGAGUGGAUUGGUGGAAGAUGGAUGACUGCUUCCUUGCUACAAAAAAACACGCGCCUAGUGUAAAUUCUCUUUGAUGCUGCUUAAGGUUUGUUUGGAAACUCAAUUGGUUCUAGGGCAUGUGGGAACUGUAAAUUCUAUUUGCUUCCAUUGGCUUAAAGUCAAACUUCGUGAAGUUUUCACAAAACAAAAAUUUUACAACUAUAAGUAAAUUCUAUGAUUGGAAACUUCUGAACCUCACAAGAUCAAGCAUUUGACUAAAUUGGAACUAAACUUUCUUAGAUUUGAGAGUUCCUUCUUUAUCAAGAGGAGCCAUGACUAAGUGUCGUCAAAUUCAUUAUACUUAAAUGCCCUUAAAUUACUUAAUCUGAGUCUAUGGAAACUGUAGGCUGGAUGUCCUGGGAGAACAGUUGACUGAUUAUUUCAUGAACUAGAGAGAGACCUGAUCUUUUUCCCCUGUUAAGUGAGAGACCCAAUUAUGCUUUCUUAAUUUCCCUAAAAUCGCCAGAAAACCUACUAUUGUUGUCGACUGCUGAUUAUGUGGAAAACGAAAGGUUGUUUUGAGAAGUCAAAACUUAACACGGAUCGGUUUGGCUCAUCCGUGGGGUUUAGUUGUUCGUGGGCUUUGCCUAUAUGCAUGUAGUUUAUUUCUUCUCUAACGGUGGAUUGGUAGGUUAGACAUUUUGAAUAGCACUUAUCCUCUCUUCUUCUGAUGUUUCCAAGCCGGCCAACAUAGAAUAGAUAGGCGAAGCAGCCAAUAGCUGUUUGUUCUUGCCUAUCGACAGAUAGCAAGUUGCUUCCAAGGUCAAAUAAUUUGAAACUGAAUUGCUACUUCCUUCUUGUUAUUGAUAGAGUGGUAUUCUCUGCUCUUAUAAAAUAAACUAGAGGGAGAGAACUGGAACAGAGAGGGAUGUGGCUGGGGAAGGAAAAUGCUCUUGGAGAUCGAGAUUGGAUUUUUUAAUUGAAAAUGAAGAAGGCUGAGGCAAAUGUUUGCACUUGAACUUAAUCAGUUGACGCAUGUCAGAGGAUAUGUGGAUCUUGCUGUAGAUGCUGGAAUAAAUGUAGCUGGAUUUGAUAGAAGUUAGACUAAAGAAAGCCUAUGGUGGCAAUUGAUGUGUAUUAUUGACACGGAUGUAAUCGAUUCAGAUUUUCUGUAUGGAUCAUAUGUGAAUUAGUAUGCACCUCAUGGUACAUCAGUUGGCCUUAAGAAUAUUGUAA